GUGGAACUUUGUGUAACUCGACCUCCUCUUCUACGAGUUCAUUGCUAUCAAAGAAGAUGAACAAUUUCUUACCCCAAAAAACAGAAAAGAUUAAUAAUUUGAAGUUACAUGAGAUUUUAGGGUUUAGGGUUUUAGGACGUUAGCUUCUGUUUGGUUCCCCGGAAACUAUUUUCUCAGAAACCUUCCCUUCACAAGCGGCUCUGCGUUUCAAAUGGGUCAUGGAGUAGUGUGCCAAAUCUGCAACGAAGCACAAUCCAAAUACAAGUGCCCCUCCUGCCGCGCACCUUAUUGUUCUGUGCCCUGCUUCAAUAAACACAAGGAAAACCCAUGUGCUUUGCCAGUUUUUUCUGAAGAAAAACCACCAACUGCAGGUCCAGAAUUACUGGUAGAGAGGCCGUUAGUUGUGGAGGAACCGCGCGAAGUGCUGCAAAGGCCGCAACUGGAGGCCAUAGUUUUUCUUAGUGAAAUUCGCAGUUCUUUGAAAGAUGAGAACCUUCAGAAACUCAUUUCGAGUAUCGAUUGUUCACCAGAUGCAGAGAAGGAACUUGAAAAAGCUAUGGGCGUGGACGUGUUUCAGAUAUUUACCGACAAGAUCCUAUCUACCAUCGAGACAUCUUCGACUUCAGCAAACCUCGGUGCAAACACAUAAGAAUAUUAUGCUGCCAUCUUGGGGUCUUCUUCCUCUAGUUUCCUGCCCUUCUUUGGCCGCAGAAUUUUGUACUCGGGUUUAAAGCUGAAACCAUGAAAAACUACUUUGUUUUGUGUAUGUAAUUUUAUCCUUCA
Molecule: messenger RNA, 783 nt
Organism: Malus domestica (apple)
Lineage: Eukaryota; Viridiplantae; Streptophyta; Magnoliopsida; Rosales; Rosaceae
Source: RefSeq, a predicted model, not a curated record